AGAGAGCGAAGCGAGUAGGCCGCUGUUUUAAUUUAGUGUCAAAAGUUACAGAUAAAUAAUAAAUGUGUGUCGUGUAGUGCGCUGUGUAUAAUCAGAUUUGAAAAGUUCAGAAGGCGAGUCAGAGGCAUAAAUAAAGGCCCCACAGACGCCACAAAAAGAGGCAGAGCAGACAAACUCUCGGAUUGCAAAAAAAAAAAAAAAGGAAAGAGGAGAGACAAAAAAAAUGUGCAAGAAGAAGCAAAGAGAAGAAGAUCUAUUGAACAUAGUGGCGGCACAAACCCUCCGGUUAUCUAUGGGAAAGGAAAAGACCGACGCUUGUGAGACAAAUGCCGCAACAUCGCUGACAGCAGCAACCAAACACCAAGAAGUCACGGACGCCUCCUCCGACUGUGCAAGCAACCAAAUCAAAGGAACAGAAACUAUUAAGCAAUCUAAAAAUGAUGUUGCGUCGGAGUCCACCACAGCCACCAAGGCAGUCAGCAGCAGCACCAGCGACAAAGAGACCACAAAUGAUUCUUCCAGUGGAACAGCAGCAGCAGCAGCAGCAGUAGUCGAAGCAUCUGUAAAAGUUGAGGCCAUCGAAGCCGAAGUGGCCGAAAAGAAAACGUGUAAAAUUCGCAUUGUGCCUCUAGAGAAACUACUGCCACAGCAAUCGCAAACGAAAGAGCAACCAAAAGAGCUACCAAAAGUCUUGCCGCAGCGCAAGUCACGCAAUAACACCUCGAUUAUUGAAUUGAGCGACAGCGACGAGACCGAAGACGAAGCGGCCGUUGUGGUGAAUCCUUUGCGCAGGAAAGCAAAGGCCACCACCAGCGGCAGUGCCACCAUCACUGUCUUGUCCUCCUCCUCGGAAGAUAGCAGACCCUUUCAGCGAUCGAAGAUCAAGAUCGAGGCCAAGAAGCGGCCAAGGAAUAUUGUCAAUUUGUUCCAGUCAUCCGCCGAGGAUAGCGACAGUAAGGCCUUGUGGGUCCGCCAAAAGGUUAUCAACGGCAAAGGGAAGCCUGCCAAGAAGAACCUACGCAUCGCUUCGUCCCCCGAAGAGAGUGACAGUCAGGCAGCAGACACGGGCACACGCACGCGCACAAAGACGUCUCUAAAGAGGAGAAGAAGCCGAUCUCCCAACGCAGCUGGUGGCCAGGUUUUGAAGGCGGCCGUCAACGGCACGAAAGAGCAAAAGGCUCCGAAGAAGACUGCAAGCAUCACCUCCCCUGCAGAUCGUGUGCUCCUUCAGAUUGCAAGCGAUUCUUCCCAGGAUAGCAACGCCACAAGAAAGCACAAGUCGCCAGACGUCUCGAGAUCUGCAGAUAGCGACGAUAGCGUCGCCACAAAGCAGAAGAAGACUAACCAGAAGAACGCAUCAAAGAAAAAGUCAUCCAAGAAGACUGGAAGUGGCUUCUCCUCUGUAGAUCGCUGGCUCCUUCAGCUGGAAAGCGACUUUUCUGAGGAUAACAACGCCCCAGAGAAGGAGAAGACUACCAAGAAGAUCGCCAGAGAAGCAGCCAACGAAGCCGGCUGCCACUUCAGGGGCAGUGGCCCAGCUGCAACAACAGCCUCGACUGAAGAGUUGCUUGGUGCGUCUGAAGCGGAUUAA
Molecule: messenger RNA, 1591 nt
Organism: Drosophila obscura
Lineage: Eukaryota; Metazoa; Arthropoda; Insecta; Diptera; Drosophilidae
Product: transcriptional regulator ATRX homolog
Exons: 3
Coding region: 224-1591 (455 amino acids)
Source: RefSeq, a predicted model, not a curated record